AUGGCGGCGUGUCGCCUGGCGAUUGAACCACUUCCCUCCUGCCUUGGAUCGCCUCGAGAGUCGCGUUGCGUUGCACUUGCUGGUUUGGGGUCAAAUUGCGACAGCGGAAUGGUGGCCGAAACGCGAUCACCGUGCAGACGGUACGCCGAAGAGUCCAGUUCACGUGAGUCGGAAGUGGACGCUGGCAAAUGCAGCUUCUAUCUCCCCAUCACCAUCGGCAACAGACGCCGAGUGCACUUGCGGUACCGGAUAUCCUCACUUUUGCGCCCGGCCAUCUUGUUGUCGUGUUUGCCGAGUCCUCCGAGCGCGGGAGGCGCGAAUUUUGGCCAGCAGCGUCGGCUCGUCAACAGCCUCUGGCCCGGCCUCGACUCGGCGUCGGCCUCUCCGGGACUCGGACUCGUGUCCGGCGCUCCCGCCUGCCCGACUCGACGCUCCGACCGGCCGACGGUGACGUCGACGUCAACGUCGACGGCGACGGCGACAGUCUCGUUGGGCGGUCUGACGGGCGUGGGUCGGUUGCAUUUGGGCGCGAUCGGUGCGUCCGAUCGAGCCGAGUCGCGUGAUCCGGUCGAGUGGAUUCAGACGCCGACGACGCCAACGGCGACGUCGACGGCGACGGCGACGGGUGCGCGAAGCAAGAGCGACAGCGGCGCCUUCUCGGCCAGUGACGAGGGCGGCGUCGGCGGUGGUGGUGGGGCGGCGCUCUGUCGUCCGUUGCGGUUCAGCAUCGGCGAUCUGAUCGAGGAGGAAAAGUGCGCCGGAUCGGCGCUGUUC
Messenger RNA from Protopolystoma xenopodis, 774 nucleotides. The record is from the annotation of a GenBank genome assembly. Lineage: Eukaryota; Metazoa; Platyhelminthes; Monogenea; Polystomatidea; Polystomatidae.